UGGGAUAAAACAAUCGGCAGACUACGGCCGGUAUGAAACCUGUGUACCCAUUUGUGAUACUGGCAGAACUUAUAAUAUAACAUAUAAUAAUACUGCUGAACAGCGCUAGUUCGUUUACACAGCGACCCUCCGGAGAUGUUUACUCCAGUAUGUAUGCAUAAUUCAGGUAGAAUUUGUUAUUAACUUACCGUGGAUAUAUAUGGACCUGUUCUCAUACGUGGGGAGUACGUGAUCGGAUGAAUUAGAUCGUGAGUCGAACAGGUAGCUAGAUAUGGCGGAAACCAAUGGACAUGUGGUCCCGGUUCUGCGAGAAGAUAUUGGAAGUCGGGGAAUAGACAGACGGAAGGACAUACGCAUGUGUAAACGCCAUACGAAGAAAAAAGUCAGAUAUGUCUGUGAAUCGUGUGGUGGUGAGAAAAUAUGCAAAAAAUGUUUAAAAUCUACCCACAAAGAUCAUCAGAUUGUUAGUGUGUCUAAGCCAAAAAAGAAACGUCGCCAAGCUGGAUCGAAGACUCUAGAGGAUUUAAUUGGAAGCAGUGGUGGUGAUUCGGAGAAAGUCGUGGAUAUUGGUAAACAGGACAAUGAAGAUACCACGGCGAUAGACUUACUGGAGAACGCACAGAAGACGAUUGAAGAUAUAGACGUGAAAGUAAAAGAAUUCACCAAGGCGAGGAAAGAUUUAAAACAUGCCACGCAUGUAGAAGUGGAAAAGGUGAGAGACAGGGCCGCCGCUCUGAAACAGCAGGUUGAUGAACUCGCAAUGAAGCUAGAGAGCAGGCUACGAGACUUCCGGAAAACGAAAGAUACGAUUUUCAAAGAUCACGAACGAGCUCUGAAGGAAUGUUCAAAAAAUUUAAAAGACUACUGUAUAAAAUGUAAAUCUACGCAGAAUGAAUCCUCCAGUGAUUCCGGAUUACACGUCGAGAAAAGUUUUGACAUUCAACAUGAAAUAGAACAGUUUCUCAACAAAGAGCAGCACUUAGAUAUUCCAGUGGCCACAAUGGACGAGUUUGUCCCGUGUACUACCUCACUGGAGCACAUUAUGAAGGUGUUCGGUGAUAUGGAUUUGCAGGAAAAGACCAAUGUGUUAAGCAAGAGAAAGAGUAGUAUCGUACCAACAUGCUUGGAAUUUACAGAAAUUUCAGCCUUUCAGUUCGAGGGUGAGGUAAUGCGGUCCAUCUGUCCGACACCGGAAGGAAGUUCGUGGAUCGUGCGCGAGACAAACAAUAUGGUUUAUACAGACAUACAGCAUGUGACUAACGACGGGGAAGUAGAAUCGUCGAGCGUUUUUGGGGCAGGUGUCCUUGACAUUGCUUCGAACAUGGGCGACUUGACACUGGUCAGCUGUACCGACAACACUGUCCGAAGAGUGCUUCCAGAUGGUCAGUCUUUUGUCCGGUUUCGAACCGAGGCUAGACCAGAAAGUAUUUGCUUCCAGUCCAAUAACAAUGUGGUCGUGUGUUUCUUUAAGAAAAAGAAAGUUGCCGUGUUUAACCUUAAGGGGAGACAACUCCUGUCUUGCACGGAUGCAAAAUCGGAAGCGGAUUUCAUAACGCAUCCCUUUCGAGUUAGGUCGAACCGGAAGAAUGACGACAUAGCUGUUCUCAAUGCCGAUCCGUAUUCAUUGGUGGUGAUGGACAAAAACCUCAAUCUCAAGUUCAUCUACAAUAGUUCUACCUACUAUCCCAAGGAUAUCCAAGAAGGCGGUUUAGCUCAAGUGGCGCACCCAAACUUCCCUGUGCUUCCUAAUGACGUGUGCUUUGAUAACAGACAUAAUAUUCUGCUCUGUGACGCCGCCAGCAAGUGCAUUUUAACGCUUGAUUCCAACGGUAGUAUGCUCAGAGCAAUCUGUCCUGAAAAUGACCUACCUUCGUCCCUAUCGUUGGAUAUAAAUAACUUCCUAUGGGUCGGAUACCACAAUGGACAGGUGAAAAUAAUCGAAUUUUGAUUUCAGUUACAAUGAUAUGUGCAUAAAAGUAUUGAUACUUUGACGAUGAUCCUCGAAAAUUAUAAUUAAAGAUGAUCGUCCGGAACUUUUAGAAACGUUCUGUCUGUGAUAAUAUUGAUAUAGUCACCUAGAAUCUAUUGUAUGGUAGAAUUGAGUUUUAUUUAUCACGUAUCAACCCCCCC
Molecule: messenger RNA, 2130 nt
Organism: Pecten maximus
Lineage: Eukaryota; Metazoa; Mollusca; Bivalvia; Pectinida; Pectinidae
Exons: 1
Coding region: 272-1948 (558 amino acids)
Molecular function (GO): zinc ion binding
Source: RefSeq, a predicted model, not a curated record